UGGAAUCUAAAAGUAAUGUCGGAGCGACAAUUGGAUGCCUUUCAGGUAUUCUUAAUUACGCCAAAAGAGUAAUAACCAUGCCUGAUAAGGUUCAACUCGAGAAUUUAUUAAAUCCCGAUGACGACCAUACGGAAUUUUUUGACAAUGAUUAUUAUUAUGACUGUAAUGGCACGAAAUUUGGAUUGAGUCUCGAAAUCAUUAAGCAGUUGAUUCAGAUUUACUUCUCAUCAUAUUUGUCGACAGUGAACAUUUUGAUAAAUGAUGAGAAUUCAAGAAAUGAACUGAUCUGUGAAAAUACUCGUCAAGUACUAACUAAUGCUCUUGAAUGGUCUAAAG
Molecule: messenger RNA, 336 nt
Organism: Racocetra persica
Lineage: Eukaryota; Fungi; Glomeromycota; Glomeromycetes; Diversisporales; Gigasporaceae
Source: the annotation of a GenBank genome assembly